GCUAUGUCACUCAGUUCACAGAGGUUGUGUAAUAGCAUUAAUGGUAUUAAUUUUGUUUUAGUAAGAGUGGGUGUGAGAUAACCUCGCAAAUAGUCUCUUGUAUACCUAUUUGUAAACUAAAACCUCUGAAUCAGACAGCAAGCAACAGUCCGGAUUGACUAUUGAUGGCAUAAUAAGUGCUCCUGUAUCAGAAACACAUAAAGAGACAUAAUAACCCCCAGUUUAUACAAAUUACAAGACAACUGCCAAGUAGAAAACAAAAUACAACUAAGUGACUUGGCUUUUCCCAUCGGGCUUGUCAUAAUUCUUGAAAUCUAAAGACGUCUCAGGAAAUUCCUCAAAUAUCGGAGUGAGUGCAUCAGCAUUUUGGCAACAUAGCUUGGAAAGAACAAGCUUCUCUGUGCUGUACUCAUUAUGGCCGACACUGGAAACAGCUCAUCCAAUAUUACAAAUACCACUGACAGAUCUAUUUAUGUGACUUACUCUGUGGUGUCUUGUUUUGCUGUUGUUCUCUGCCUACUUGGAUUGGUAGGGAAUGCUUUUGUUAUCUGGGUUCUUUCCUUUAACAUAAAGAGGAACAAAUACACUGUGUAUAUUCUUAACCUUGCAGUUGCUGACUUUAUCUACCUCUUAUUUUCUGCCGUUGUCAUGUUCUUAAUGGCUGAUCAAAUGAUAAACCUCCGCUUCCAGACAAGAGCCACUCUACAAGCCUUAGAAGUAAUGUAUGAUUUUGGGUAUUCCGCAGGUAUGUUCUUCCUGACUGCGAUAAGCGUAGAAAGAUGCCUCUCUGUCCUCUUCCCAAUAUGGUACAAAUGUUACCGUCCAAAACACUUAUCGGCCUACUCCUGUGGAGGGAUCUGGCUGCUGGGCGCUCUCUUGUCACUUCUGGAUAACUUUGUCUGCCCUGCAGAAGCCUUUGAGGGUAUGACAAUAGAAUGCACUGGGGUCCAGGUGUUCUCCCUGGUCCUCACUUUUGUUUUCGUCAUUCCUUUGAUGCUCGUGACCAGUUUCAUUUUAAUCUACAUCGUUAAAACAACAUCCAAAAAAUCCCGACCUCCCAAGAUCUAUGUGGCCAUAAUUGUUACUGUCCUGGUUUUCCUCAUUUCUGUGACACCCAUCAGACUGUUAUGGUUUUUACUUUAUUUUAAGUCAUUCACCAGUAAAAUCUCAGCUCUUGCGCUGUUUUUUACCAGCACAUACUGUACUUUGUUCAACAGCAGUGCAAACCCUUUCAUUUACUUCUUUGUAGGUAGGCAGAGGAAGAAGAGAUUUGGAGGUUCCAUCAAUGGAGCACUCAGUAGGGUGUUUAAGGAUGAUGACACUGAGCAGUCAUCUGGGCUUGAUGGGAAUACUAGUACUACUAGCAUGCCCUAGUAACGUCAUAUAUGUCCAAAUAAGAUGAUUAUGUUUAAUCAUGUUGAAGCUUUUUCUUUACGAAAGUAAAAUAGAUAUGAUGCAAAAACAAGGGAAUGUGUAUUUGUCUAGAUUAAAUCAUGGCAGUUAAAUAGCCCUCAAUGUGAGUUUGUACGUAGGCUGAAUACUAGAUACAGCACCAUAAACUCUUUUGGAUUUUUAUUUAUUUAUCACAUGUACCAUAUUAUAAUUGCACUUUAAUACUUGGCUAACUUACAACAAUAACACAUUUGAGUUUCUGGAAAUAGAUUACAUAACCUCAUUUGGCUUUAAAAGACGAUAAACUCAGAUACAUCAUGAAGUAAGACAAUACUCUAUGGUUAUAAUCUGCUAGAAUCCACAAAUUGCAUGGCAGACACAGAGAUUGCUCAAAACCUAAUGACUAAUGUGUCAAAAGACUCUACUAUGUAGUGACCAUAUAGAAGACAGCACAAUUUGCUUGUAUCUGGAAGUAGGACUGUGCUAGUUGGCACUGCCCUAGGCAGUGUCCUGCAUAAAUGGCAGCAUAGCAGCACAUAUCCUUGCCAAUCAAUCAAGCACUUUCUCUGCCAUUACUCUUACUGGAAAAUUAGUAGUUAUCAAAAAUCAAGUACCAACAAAAAGACACACACACACACACACACACACACACACACACACAUAUAUAUAUAUAUAUAUAUAUAUAUAUAUACAUAUAAGUAGCGGUAAGGUUCGGCACUCAAAUGGGUAAAUAACAAAAUACUUGCUGCGGUGCCCUCUGCGAUCUGUAGCAAGAUCCAUGCAAUAUGAAGAGGAAGUCAGCGGCACUCAGCAGACGGAUUGAUGAAAUAAAG
Messenger RNA from Pseudophryne corroboree (corroboree frog), 2225 nucleotides. Its product is annotated as proto-oncogene Mas-like. Gene Ontology annotation, cellular component: membrane. Gene Ontology annotation, molecular function: G protein-coupled receptor activity. The transcript is spliced from 3 exons. Lineage: Eukaryota; Metazoa; Chordata; Amphibia; Anura; Myobatrachidae. Gene Ontology annotation, biological process: G protein-coupled receptor signaling pathway. The coding region runs from base 415 to 1374 and encodes 319 amino acids. The record is from RefSeq and is a predicted model, not a curated record.